Ictalurus punctatus (channel catfish) is the source of this 555-nucleotide messenger RNA. RefSeq names its product N-alpha-acetyltransferase 38, NatC auxiliary subunit (gene naa38). NCBI's taxonomy places the organism in Eukaryota, Metazoa, Chordata, Actinopteri, Siluriformes, Ictaluridae. The record is from RefSeq and is marked provisional. Gene Ontology annotation, molecular function: RNA binding. Gene Ontology annotation, cellular component: NatC complex.
CUAAUGUCGGUUUCCGUGUAAAGAUUUAAUUUGGAUUAUUUUCUGUAAGUCAGAUGGAGGAGAACGGCACAGACAUGCAGACUGAGUCGGAGCAGUGUGUAUAUACGUGUGCGAGACAGAAGCUGGAGAAUCUGCUGAAUAAGAGCAUGAAGAUCCGUAUGACGGACGGGAGAACGCUGCUCGGCCUUUUCCUCUGUACUGACCGGGACUGUAACGUCAUUCUGGGCUCCGCUCAGGAGUUCCUCAGAACCACCGACUCGUUCUCUCAGGCUGAGCCACGUGUUUUGGGGUUAGCGAUGAUUCCUGGUCAUCAUGUGGUGUCUAUUGAAGUUGAGAGUGAGAGUUUACAGAGCCAAGGCCUCUGAGCAGGGCAUCAUGGGAAAUGGACUUUUACUGUCAGGGUGCGGCGUCAAAUGUGUGUGAGGACACGGGACAACAUGGACACUAAUGAGAGACAUGGGUCUUGUAUUCACACCCAACGCCGUGUGUGUGUGUGUGUGUGUGCGUAUGUGUGUGUGUGUGUGUGUGUAGCUGUGUUAAUAAACCCCAGUGAGA